Temnothorax curvispinosus is the source of this 1871-nucleotide messenger RNA. RefSeq names its product protein Smaug (gene smg). Gene Ontology annotation, cellular component: P-body. The record is from RefSeq and is a predicted model, not a curated record. The annotation marks the transcript as partial. The transcript has 7 exons. Gene Ontology annotation, molecular function: translation repressor activity; mRNA binding; protein binding. NCBI's taxonomy places the organism in Eukaryota, Metazoa, Arthropoda, Insecta, Hymenoptera, Formicidae. Gene Ontology annotation, biological process: regulation of mRNA stability; negative regulation of translation; regulation of DNA-templated transcription.
UACCGGAUAUAGUGAACCACUGCGUGAGCACGGGACAAUAUACAGAAAAGACGCAGCAGCUUUUGAGCUACACUUUGAUACAUCCAGCCAUAACUAAUCAAGAUAGACGUCUUUUAACUCAAUGGCUCAAAGAUCUGGAAGAGCGUAUUAGCAGUACACCACCCGUUUCUAGUUUCGAAGAUUAUCCAAAUACUCCAAUGAGAUGGGAAAGUCCAUGGCAGAGGAAUUCCAAACAUGAUCAGUCAAAUCUGUUUAACACGCAACCGGGCGGCACGUUUAAUUUACAUUUUCCCACAUCAGUUAACCGUCAACGUCGUUCCAAUAGCUUAACACCACCGGUAGCGCCGCCACAUCAUCUCGAAAUUGUCGACCGAACCAAUAACACGAACGCUUCCAGGCACAAGCCGCGCAGCUUUAGUGUCUCUGGAGAUCACGCCAGCAAUAUUAUUGGUUUGGGUCCACUGAGCCCGCAGAGUUCCUGUGCGAGUAGCGGUAGCGAAGGUCGUUUGGAUGACGCUUCGAAUCGUUCGCUCGCGAGUGGCAUGAGAGACGUACAAUUAUGGCUUAAAACAUUACGACUUCAUAAAUACAGUUAUUUGUUCGCUACCAUGAGUUAUGAGGAUAUGCUGCAAUUAACGGAGGAUCAAUUAGCCGAGCAAGGUGUUACGAAAGGUGCUAGACACAAGCUGGCUCUCUCUAUCGCUAAACUGCAACAGCGAUACAACACACUUUUAAAUCUGGAAAAGGGUCUAGUGCAGCCUAGUGCCCGCGACGGCAUGCAAAACACUUCAUUCUCACAGGGUCCAUCACUAAUCAUUAAUACAAUGGAAGAACUUAAGACGAUUCUGACCACUCCUAUGAAGCCGAGUCAAGAGAGCGAUCCACAAGAUAUCCCUGCGCAGUUUACGAAAGUGCUUGGCAAACUGUGCAGUAGAUUGGCUUUGGAAAGCGUCGAGGACGGUAUUUUGUGCGCGUACGUCAACAUUUUGGAAAAGGUAUUGCAGCACGACUGUUUCACCCCGAAUCAGAAGGAGAAAGUGCAGCAGUGGCGUAGUAGACUUGGCAAUCCGCGACCGACUCAAAAGUGGCAGCAUAACUACGGAUAUAACAAUAGGAGAUAUGGGAAUCCGCAGCAGCACAGGAAGCCAAGUUUGAAUUUGAAUCACAUUCACAGUACCCACACACACAAUCAGUUUAUGAUUGCUUCGCAUAGAAAUAGUAUAUCUACACCGUAUUUGCAAAAUAAUCAGAAUCAGAAUAUGAAUAACAUGAAUAUGAGUAAUUUGCGUGCGAUACAUACGACCGAGAAGAGAUCGAGUUUACAAGAGACCAGCAUGCAGCAAUUACAGAAAUCAUUGCAACAUGUAAGUAGCGCGCCGCGUGAUCAUUUUGUGGAACAUUCUGCCAACGGAGUGAAUGAGACGACGGAACCGGAAAUUGAUAUUCGAUUGCAGUCUCUCUGCUUGAGAAUGACCGAGCAAGCGAUCGGUGGGUUCGGCGAGGCCUAAUCUUCCAUACACGCGUUCUGGGAUUUAUCGUAAGUCCCGUUUUCAACAAUCCUUUUUGGAUUUUUGACCUCGAAAACGAGGGAAGUUUUGUUCGCCAAGGCGCGAGUCAUCUCUAUCUCGCGCUCGCUCGUGUUUUGGCAAACAGCAUGUUUGAGUCAUCGUUUAAAAGUGAUACUGCAAUGGGGACGACGCAUACUUUUUUUUUGUGUGCAAAUACCUGCGUAUACACACACUUAUGCUUUAAUAUCUCUACCAAAUGAAGAAAAAGAAAUGUCCGACAUGUGCGACAUUGCUGAGAGAUAGAUAAGUUUUUCUUUGAAGAUCAAACGACACUUACACACACGAAUACACAUUACAUACAUA